Paramecium sonneborni is the source of this 3179-nucleotide messenger RNA. NCBI's taxonomy places the organism in Eukaryota, Ciliophora, Oligohymenophorea, Peniculida, Parameciidae. The record is from the annotation of a GenBank genome assembly.
AUGACUAAUCAAAACAUCAAUUCCAAUGAUCUCAUGAUGUAGAAUAUGAUGAAAAUUUUUUAACAGCAGAUGAUGUAAAUGAUGCAAACUUAAUCAUCUGGUAUUCCAUUUUCUUAUAAUAGGAUUUGAUUUAGAAAAAUUUUACUAAAACAAAGUAAAUGAUAUGAAUUAAUUUUACAAUCAAAUGAAACCUGAAGAAUGCUAAUUGUAAUAGUCAUCUCAAUUUAUAAAUACAAAUAAUCCUAUUAAAUAUUAAGAAGUAUUUAUUAUCAUUAAGUAGGAAAACAACAUAAACACAAACAGAUAAUUGCAUUUUGAUGAUAUUUAAAUUACUUCCAAUUACAAAAAUGAAUUUCAUGAUUACAAGUUACCAGAAAAUGAUCUUUUUAAUUAAUAUAAAAAUAAAUAAGAUCAAAAGUAACGUUAACAAAGACCGCUUGAAUAAGAUGAUUAGCGAUCAACUAAAUAAUAAUUUCAAAAUUUUGAUUAAUCAGAAAAUGAAGAAACAUACAAUAGAUAAUCAAAAUAAUAAUAAAAAAGAUCUAAUAUAUUUGAUGAUAUGCCAGUUAAAUAAGCAAAUUAAGAGGAAUAAUAAAUUAGAUCAAAUUUUAAUAAAAAUAAUUUUUAUUAAUAAGAUGAAUCUGAUUAUAGAUAACAUUCUAAUCCAUUUGAUGAAAUGCCUAUUAAACCUAUCAAAAUAAAUAAUUUUGAUGAAAUGCCCAUCAAAAGUAAAAUAUAAGACGAUAUUAUCAAAUAAUAAUAAUAAGAUGAAUUUCAAUAAAAAAAAUAAUAGCAACUCAAAUAAUAAAAAUAAUAUGAUGAUUAUCCAAACAAGAAAAACAAUUAUGAUGAAGUCCCAAUCUAAGCAUCAAAAUAAAAUUAAAAUAAUUUUGAUGAUAUUCCAAUAAAAUCAUUUAAAAAAGGCUAUGAUGAUUAAACAGUAAAAAAUAAAAAGAAUUCAUUUGAUGAAGUGCCUAUAAAAGCUGCUAAAAGUCAAGGAUUUGACGAUAUUCCAAUUAAAACUAAUAAAAAUCAAACAUUUGAUGAUAUUCCUAUUAAAGCAAAUAAAAAUUAAAAUUUUGAUGAUAUUCCUUUAAAAACUAGUAAUAAUACAUUUGAUGAAAUACCAAUAAAAGUUAACAAAAAUAAGUUUGAUGAUAUGCCUAUUAAAACAAAUAAAAAUCAAGAUGUUGAUGAAUUACCUCCGAGAAAUACUUUUAAAAAACCUCUUGAAGAAGUUAAUUAUGAUGAGUAAGGUCGAAUAAAGAAAAAGCCUUUCUUAAAAAAAGGAACAAGAUAAUUUCUAUCAAAUGCAUAGUAAAGAUCUGAUAUUGCAAAAAAAGAACAUGCUGAAAUUUUAAAAGAGAAUAAUGCAACAGGAAGUCUACCUAUUUAAAAUUAAAUUAAUUAAAUUAGACCUUAAAAAAUGCAAUAAUAACAAUAAUAAAAAAUUGAGUUUAAAUAAGAAUAAAAAGAGAUUUAAUAAAAAACAAAAAAAUAAGAAAUAAUAAAGGAACAACCAAAAUAAUAGUAAUUUAAGUAAUAAUAAUAAUAAUAAUAAAAACUGUUGAAACAAAAAGAAGAAUCUGAAACAAACUAAGAUUCUUAUUAAGAAUAUUAAUUUGAUGAUAAUGAGGAUUGGAAUGAUGAACCUCCAAAAUAAUCAAAGAUUGCAACAUCUUAUUUUGGAUUAAAAAAAGAAAAGGAUGCAAAAGAGAAAAAAUAAGAGAAAUGUUAACCAUAAGAAUCUGAAGAAGAGAUUGUUAGAAAAUAUGUUUAAGAUAAGAUUGAUAACUUAAAUGCUGAAAUUGCUAAAUUUAAAAGUGAAAAUGAAAAAGUAAAGAAAGCUAAAGUUAAAUGUGAGGAUUAAUUGAAAUAAUUACAAAGAGAGAGAGAUGAAUGGGAGAAAUAAAAAGAAAUAGAAAAGCUUGAAUUAGAAGAAUGGAAAGAAGAAGAGAAGAAAAAAAUGCUUAGAGAGAAAAGAGUAUAAGAAAGAUAAUAAAAAACAAUAUAAAAUUUGCCAAAUAGAAAAGAAAGAGAAGAAAUAGAAUUAUUAAAAUAAUAGGUAUAGAAAUUAAUAGAAGAGUAAAAGCAAAAAGAUUAAAAAAAUAAGUUAUCUUAUGAUAGAUUAAAAAAAUAGAAUGAAGAACUAUAAUAAAGAAAUUAAGAAUUGUAAGCAGAAGUAAAAGCAUUGGAACUUAGAUUAUUAGAUCAAAAACGUCCAAAUUCUUAAUCUACAAUUUAAUAAAGUAAAUCAUAAUAAAUUUAAUUAAAAUCUAAUGUAUAAGGACUUUCUUAAAAGAAAGAAGUUCCUCAAUAAAAAAAUAGAAGGUAAAGUCCAACGUGUUUUGGAGAAGAAUAAUAAAUAAAACACAAGCAAUCAAUUUAAGAAUAUAAAAAAUAAACUUCAGAUCGAGAUGAUGAAGAUGAAGAUGAAAAUGAAUAUUAAAAUGAAAAUGAAAAUGAAAGUGAUAAUGAUCAUGAAGAUAUUGAUGAUAAAAAAUUAAAAUAGAAAAGAAAUAUUUAAUAAUAAUAAAAUAAUAAGAAAUAUGAUUUAGUGGAAAUGUAAGAUGAAGGAAUUCCGAUUACAAUAAAAAAUAUAAAUAGUUUAAUACCUGAAUAGGAAUUUAAUUAUGAUCAAAAUCGUUAUUAUUAAGGUUAUAAAAAGAAUAAAGAUAUACCUUCAAAAAUAAUUAAUUAAAAUGUUGCACCUGAUGGUAAGAUAUCUAGAUAAUAUUCUAAUGGUAAAAAAGAAGUUGUAUUUCAUAAUGGAGUAAAAAGGGAAGUGUUUCCUGAUGGAUAUGUUAUUGUUCAUUUUACUAACAAAGAUGUGAAAUAAACUUUACCUAAUGGAACAGUAAUAUAUUAUUUUGCUGAUGCUAGUACAACACAAAUUACAAUUGCAAAUGGUCCAAAUGUACUAUAUAUUAAUAUAAUAUUAGAUUUAUCGUUUCUCUAAUUAAUAGAUUGAGAUUCAUUUUACUGAUGGAACAAAGGAAAUUAGAUUUGGUGAUGGAACUGAAAAAUAUAUUAAUGCUAUUGGUGAAGAAUAAACAUUUUUCAGCGAUGGAAUUAUUUAAAAAAUUAAUAGUUAAAAAAUAAAGUAAAUCGAAUAUACAAAUGGAAAUAUAGAUAUUAUAUAUCCUGAUGGUCAGAUUUAAAGAUAGUUUAGAAAUUGA